UCUCCCCGCUCUCGCCCCUCCCCUCGGUUUCAAGAUGGCGGCGCCCAGCUCAGCUCGCAGCGGAAGGCUUCGGGGCGGCCUUUGGACCUCCGUUUUUUUCCUCCCGCUCUUUCUUUCGGCAGCCGCGGCGGAAGAAGGCUCGGACACGGCCAGCUUCGACGUCAGGCCCGGCGGCAUGGUCCACUCCUUCUCCAGGAGCCUGGGAGACUACUCUUGCACUUUCACCUAUGCGGCUCAAGGUGGGACCAAUGAGCAAUGGCAGAUGAGCAUGGGCACCAGCGAGGACAACCUGCUGUUUUCGUGUUCGGUCUGGAGACCGCAAGGGAAGUCUUACCUCUUCUUCACGCAAUUCCGAGCUGAAGUGACGGGAGCCAAGAUCGAGUAUGCUAUGGCCUACUCGGCAGCUGCGUCCGGAGGGCAGAGCGAUGUCCCUUUAAAGGAAGAGGAGUUCCAGGUGUCUGAAACAACAGUGACCCACAAAGAAGGCAAAUUCCGAGCCGAGCUUUCCAAACUUCUCAUCGUUGCCAAAACCGCCCACGAUGAGCUAUGAAUGGCCAAGCCUUUGCAAGGACAAUGCAGUGACCUUUCCAAUGUCCUGGACGGGUAGGAUUCUGGGCAUCCCAAAGCGGGAGUCAGUUCUUGCAAUGUCUUUUUAUGGGAGGAAAAAUACCUUCCUCGAUGGCGAGAAAUACUUCAUCAUGGAAGAAGGGAAUACUUUUCUUCAAUCUGGUGCCGGCAAUGCAUUCAAAACCAUUUCUAUUCCUUCCAGGAUGUUUCAGGACCCAAAAUAUGACUUAACAACAUAAGAACUCCCUUUUGGGAUGGGAAUAAAUAAGGGCAUAUCUGAAUAAAUCAGAAUAUAUCUCGUAA
Messenger RNA from Anolis sagrei ordinatus, 870 nucleotides. It is a transcript of the gene MYDGF, whose product is annotated as myeloid derived growth factor. Lineage: Eukaryota; Metazoa; Chordata; Lepidosauria; Squamata; Anolidae. Gene Ontology annotation, biological process: positive regulation of angiogenesis; positive regulation of endothelial cell proliferation. The record is from RefSeq and is a predicted model, not a curated record.